Scleropages formosus (Asian bonytongue) is the source of this 4120-nucleotide messenger RNA. Its product is annotated as T-box transcription factor TBX3-like. Gene Ontology annotation, molecular function: DNA-binding transcription factor activity, RNA polymerase II-specific; RNA polymerase II cis-regulatory region sequence-specific DNA binding. Bases 750 to 2882 code for a protein of 710 amino acids. Gene Ontology annotation, biological process: regulation of transcription by RNA polymerase II; cell fate specification; positive regulation of DNA-templated transcription. Lineage: Eukaryota; Metazoa; Chordata; Actinopteri; Osteoglossiformes; Osteoglossidae. Gene Ontology annotation, cellular component: chromatin; nucleus. The record is from RefSeq and is a predicted model, not a curated record. The transcript has 7 exons.
CGCUGGGCGCCGGGAUCGCGCCUCCGCUCUGCCCGCAUCGGAGCCUCGUUCUGCCUCGUGCGUCUCUCUGGCUUCUUUUUUUUUUUUUUUCGAGUCGCGUGGGUGUGUUUGUGUGUGCGCGCGUGAACGAGACCGAGGAUGGACGCGUGCGCGUGUCGGUGAUCGCGAGCGCCGAGCUGCAAAGGGUGGGAGCGCUCGAGGAGGCGAUCUAUUCCGCGCAAUCGAAACAUCUCGGCGCAACAUUUUUGUUCUUCUUCUUUCUUUUUUCUCUCGCGGCAAAAGCUUCAGCCAAGAAGACACAAAAUAUCCUGCAUUUGAAGGAUACAGAAUUUUGACAGAAUUGUUGAACCGAAUUUUUUACCGCAAAACGAAAUAGUCAGUGAGUGAGUGAGUGUCGCUUCCUGACAGCCCCCAGAAAAAGUGAAGUAUUACACGGUUUAAACCGGGGGGAAAUAUUAUACAUACAUAUACACAUAAUAUAAUAUAUGCUGUGAAGGAGCCCGAAGAAGGAGGAGUCGCCGGCCGGUAAAAAAAAAAGUAAUGGCACUUUUCUAGCUGGGACUCCGAACAGACGGCAGCAGGAAUGCGUUCGCUCACACCGUGAGGAAUUUUCACACUCUCUGUCUGUGUCCAUCGAGGAAAAUGCGGCGCUGAAGUUCGCACCCCGACCUCUGCGCUCGAGAGCCCCAGUACUGCUCGAGUAGUCCGACACUGACACUGCCCAGUCUGGAGAGCGCGCAGUGAAGUGAAUGAGCUUCCCCAUGAGAGACCCGGUUAUUCCAGGAACGAGCAUGGCUUACCACCCGUUCCUGCCCCACCGGGCGCCGGACUUCGCCAUGAGCGCGAUGCUGGGCCACCAGCCGCCCUUCUUCCCGGCCCUGGCGCUGCCCCCCAGCGGCUCGCUGUCGCUGCCCGGCGCGCUCGGCAAACCCAUCAUGGAGCAGCUGGUCGGGGCGGCCGAGGGCGGCCUGCACUUCUCCUCGCUCGGGCCCCAGGCUGCGGCCGCCGCGGCCGCGCACCUCCGGCCUCUGAAGGCGCUGGAGCCCGAGGAGGACGUGGAGGAUGACCCCAAAGUUCACCUGGAAGCCAAAGACCUGUGGGAGCAGUUCCACAAGCGUGGCACCGAGAUGGUCAUCACGAAGUCUGGAAGGCGAAUGUUUCCCCCGUUUAAAGUGAGGUGUUCUGGUCUGGACAAGAAAGCCAAGUACAUCUUGCUGAUGGACAUCGUGGCGGCCGACGACUGCAGGUACAAAUUCCACAACUCGCGCUGGAUGGUGGCGGGGAAAGCUGACCCCGAAAUGCCAAAGAGGAUGUACAUCCACCCGGACAGUCCGGCCACGGGCGAGCAGUGGAUGUCCAAGGUGGUCAACUUUCACAAGCUGAAACUGACGAACAACAUCUCGGACAAGCAUGGCUUUACGAUUCUGAACUCCAUGCACAAAUACCAGCCGAGGUUUCACAUCGUGCGCGCGAACGACAUCCUCAAGCUCCCCUACAGCACCUUCAGGACGUACGUGUUUCCCGAGACCGAGUUCAUCGCCGUGACGGCCUAUCAGAACGACAAGAUCACACAACUGAAAAUAGACAACAACCCGUUUGCGAAGGGAUUUCGUGACACUGGCAACGGCAGGAGGGAGAAAAGAAAGCAGCUGGCUCUGCAGUCCUUGAGAUCCUACGAGGAGCAGCACAAGAAGGACAGUGGCACGUCGGAGGACUCGGACCCGGCCUCCCUCAAGUGCUUCGGUCCGGCGUCAGCAGUCGGAGGCUCUGCGCUAAAGGAGGUUUGUGAAAGCGACGAAGACAGUGACGAGGAGAGCAAAGACGGCAGCCCGCAGGACGGACAGGACUCCAGCAAGAUCAGCACCACUACAGAGGACGGGAGGGACGACGGGGCGCUCGCCACCAAAGCGCACUUGCUCACCAACAGUGUCGGCGCAGGCCGAGAGCGAGAGAAAGCGCCCAGGACUGAGAAAAGCCACGCGGAUUCCAGGCAGAGCCCAGUGACCAUCACCUCGAGCACUAUGAGAUCUUUAGGUGGGGAUGAACUGAAGAGCCCGACACGAGAGCCACCCAAGGCGGACGACUGCAGGUCCAUGAGCAAGGAGAACUACAUGCCCUUGACUGUUCAAACGGACAGCAGUGCUCAGAUCAGCCAGGGUCAUUUGCAUAAUUUUGGAUUUCCUCCAGGUUUGGCGGGACAGCAGUUUUUCAACCCGCUGGGAGGCGCUCAUCCUUUCCUUCUUCACCCCAGUCAGUUUAACAUGGGAGGAGCUUUUUCGAACAUGGCGGCCGCAGGCAUGGGCCCCUUAUUGGCAGCCGUGUCUUCUGGAGGGGUCAAUACCAUGGACACCACAAGCAUAACGUCCCCACCGCAAGGCCUAGCCGGAACGCCCGGACUGCCCUUUCACCUUCAGCAGCAUGUUCUAGCAUCACAGGGACUCGCCAUGUCUCCCUUUGGAGGCCUCUUCCCUUAUCCCUACAACUACAUGGCGGCUGCUGCUGCCGCUUCCUCUGCGGCCUCGUCCUCGGUGCACCGGCACCCUUUUCUGAACGCCGUGCGACCCCGUCUGCGCUACAGCCCCUACUCCCUGCCCAUGGGGGUGCCGGACAGCAGCUCUCUGCUCACCACAGCCCUCCCCUCAGUGACUGGCAGCUCUGAGGACCUGAAAGGCGGCGGCGGCAUGGCCACAAGUCCUGGACCAGGCGCCCUCGACUCCACCUCCGAUUUGAACAGCAGGUCGCCCACCAGGUCGUCGGGCUCCGUGUCUAUUUCACCCAAAGGUGGACCUCAGAAGGACGCUGCGAACGAACUGCAAAGCAUUCAGCGCCUCGUCAGCGGACUGGACUCACAGCAGGACAGGCCAAGAAGCAUGUCUCCUUAGGAAAGAACCGGAAGGGUCAUAUAAGCAUCAACAGCGACAGCAUCAAUAAUGGAUUAUUAUUAUUAUUAUUAUUAUUAUUAUUAUUAUUAUUACAGCACGGUCAUUUCUGUCCUGUACCAGGUUGGUUUACUGACUUGUCCAAGCGUUGGCUUUUUAUUGCACUUUCGUAAGGAAAUCUGUGUACUGUACUUUACCGUACAGUGAGCCGCGCGCCCACCGACACGGUCGGUAACAGUGAAUAUGAGAUACACACGAAGCUGCUAUGUCCAUGUUCUGUUUUAUACUUCACGGUGCUGUGUGUGGAGAAAAGGAACCGCUUUAAUUUAAAAAAAAAAAAGGCGGUCGGACCGGGUGCGCGGCGCUGCGCGCGUUCUUUUUCGGCGAAACGGCGUCAAAGUUUGAAAUGCGACGCAAAUCCUUGGGUUCUAUAAUUUUGUACGUGAUGCAAAAAGGAAGAGUUUGCAUGUCCGGAGUGCGACUUAAAAUGUGCUAUUUUAACAUGACCAAAAACGGAAAUUAUGCGAAAUGACAAGGUUGUGCGUUAAGACCAUCGUUAAUAAUAAUAAAAAAAAAAACGUGGAAAAGCGCGCGCGACGCCUUUUUCCCGCCUUUUCGCGCGCUUUCCCGCGGCUGCACAAUUUCAAUCAUACUGUCUUUAAAUGGGGGAGGGGAUGUGAAAGAAAGUUCGAGAAAACAUCGAGUAUAAAUAUAAAAUGAUCUGUAUAUGAAAAUAUUUAUGUAAUUAUUUGGCAGCGCGUGUACAUACGUCCCGUUUGACGCCCGCAGGUUUCGCCCUUAAUUUAUUGUUCCUGUAUAUAUAUCCGUGUGUAAAGAUUGUUCGUGAGCUUCUCUUUCCGUCCUGCGCACUUCACGGUCCUCCUCGUAGGCAGUCAGAGUGUCAGAGUGUCAGAGUGUGAGGUGCCCACUUUCCCGUCCCAAAUACCCCCCGACCCCCCUAGGACUCGGGCGAAGCUGUGCUAACGCGCGCUCCCGCGGCUCGGCUCGGCUCGGCUCGUCUCGGCUCGGCCCGGUAGUGGAGAUGCUGCUCCCUCAUCACCGCACUGCUCGUCCACAUGGUUUCCUCCAAAAACCCUGUACAAACACAGCUGAACGUGAAAAGUGCCGAAUCUCACAGGAUUACAAGGUUUCGUUUGUGAUUUAAAAGUUGUCUUUUAGAUUCUGUACUCUUGGAAUAUUCUUUUGUUCCUUUGUCUCCGUUUUGUUAACAGCGUUCAAUG